Messenger RNA from Saccharomyces paradoxus, 1002 nucleotides. It is a transcript of the gene ATS1, whose product is annotated as Ats1p. Lineage: Eukaryota; Fungi; Ascomycota; Saccharomycetes; Saccharomycetales; Saccharomycetaceae. The record is from RefSeq and is a predicted model, not a curated record. The transcript has a single exon. Bases 1 to 1002 code for a protein of 333 amino acids.
AUGAGUUGUGUGUAUGCAUUCGGCUCUAAUGGGCAAGGGCAACUGGGACUGGUGCACGAUGAGGAUAUGGAUACGCCGCAGAGGUCUGCGUUGGGAGGUGAUGGAACAGUAGUCAGGAAGAUAGCAUGCGGUGGGAACCACAGCGUGGUACUGUUGAAUAACGGGAGUUUGGUAGGAUGCGGAGAUAACAGACGAGGAGAACUGAAUAAUGCACAAGCACUACAGCAGGUGCGUGGCUGGAGGCCAGUGGAGAUACCGGCACCAGUAGUGGACGUGGCGUGCGGCUGGGACACAACAGUUACCGUGGAUGCUGCUGGUCAUGUAUGGCAGCGAGGAGGCGGUUGUUACGAGUUCACACAACGGCAUGUGCCAUUGCAUUCCAACGAAGAACGCAUCGCAGUUUACGGGUGCUUCCAGAAUUUCGUGGUGGUGCAAGGCACGAGAGUAUACGGCUGGGGCAGUAACACAAAAUGUCAAUUGCAGGGGCAAAAAUGCCGAUCAGUAACGGAACCUAUGUUGGUGUACGAUACGGGUUCUGUGCCGGUAGACUACGUGGCCAUGGGUAAAGACUUCAUGAUCAUAGUGGACGAGGGUGGCCGCAUAGUACACGCAUCCGGUCGUCUGCCCACUGGGUUCGAGCUCGAGCAACAACAAGAGAGGCACGGCCUUGUAGUAACGUGCAUGUGGACUUCAAUCCACCUCUGGGAUAGGCGCCUCAAUACUGUAGAGUCAUUUGGUAGAGGUACACACUCACAACUGUUCCCGCAAGAAGGCUUACACUUCCCCAUUGUCGAUAUUACAACUGGGAGCGAGCACGGUAUCCUAGUCACCACUAGUCAAGAAGGCGAGUCCCACUAUUACAAAGUGUACUGCUGGGGUUGGGGGGAGCAUGGCAACUGUGGCCCGCAGAAGGGCUCCCAGCGUGGACUGCAGCUCGUGGGCCAGUACUCUGGAAAGCCCCGCGUGUUUGGUGGGUGUGCCACCACGUGGAUCGUGUUCUAG